AUGCUUUGGAAAGGAGAUCUGACAGAAUCCUGCCUUCUCUCCCUCUUACUGGUGUCCAGUGUGGCUGUGCUCAGUGCGGAAUACUCCAGCUGUGGAGAAAAUGAGUUUUAUAAUCUGACCAGCAGCAGCUGCCAACCAUGCCCACAAUGCCAACCUGGUCAGGAACCCUACAUGAACUGCGGCUACGGCACGAAAGAUGAGGAGUACGACUGUGUUCCGUGUCCUGCCGGAAAGUUCUCCAAGGGAAAGUAUGAAAUCUGCAGGCGGCACAAAGACUGCGACUCGCUGUACCGAGCAACAGUGCUGACGCCAGGGACUCCAGACAGCGACGCGGAGUGCGGCCCUUGUUUACCAGGAUACUACAUCUUGGAGAACCGACCACGGAACAUCUAUGGAAAGGUGUGUCACUCCUGCCAGAACGCUCCACCCAACACGAAAGAGUGCAUGAGAACUACGCCCGUGAUUGGGGGACGGGCUCCCGGAGUCCCAGCCAGCAGCACCACCAUCAUCCCGCACCCAGAGAAAGAUCCAACAGGGCAAGGUCACCUAGCAACCGCCCUAAUCAUCGCCAUGUCAACCAUCUUCAUCAUGGCCAUUGCCAUAGUGCUCAUUAUCAUGUUCUACAUUCUGAAGGCAAAACCCAGUGGACAAGCUUGCUGUUCUGGUCAGAUUGUGAAAACAGUGGAGGCCCAGGCAAACAAACAGGAGGACAAAAAAGAAGUCCAAGAGAAUGUUGUGAUAUUCACUGAGAAGGAUGAAUUUGACAAGCUGAAACCGAACCCUCCGAAAGCAGUGAAAAGCGAGAACGACGCGUCUUCGGAGAACGAGCAGCUCCUCAGCCGGAGCAUCGACAGCGAUGAGGAGGCGGCGCAGGAGAAACAAGGAGCUACGGACCUGUGUCUCCUCUCCCUGGUCCACCUGACCCGGGAUAAGACCUGCUCUACCCACACCAUCAACAACAACAACUGCAGCAGCAAGGCCACUGGGAUCCAGAGCCGAAGAAAAAAGAUCUUAGACCUGUACGCCAAAGCCUGUGGUGUUACCGAGGGUCUGAGCCCCACCGAGCUGCCUUUUGACUGUCUGGAGAGGACCAGUCGCAUGCUGAGCUCCACAUACAGCACGGACAAGGCGGUGGUAAAAACGUGGCGUCACUUGGCCGAGAGCUUCGGCCUGAAACGCGACGAGAUCGGGGGCAUGACCGACGCCCUGCAGCUGUUCGACCGCAUCAGCACGGCCGGGUACAGCAUCCCGGACCUCCUGACCAAACUCGUCAUGAUCGAGAGGCUGGACGCCGUGGAGUCGCUCUGCUCCGACAUCCUGGGAGGGUCCGAGGCGGCGUUGCCGACCGCGCCCUGCCCCGCCCUCACCUCGCGUUGCGCCAGCGUCUGA
Messenger RNA from Chanos chanos (milkfish), 1389 nucleotides. It is a transcript of the gene edar, whose product is annotated as ectodysplasin A receptor. Gene Ontology annotation, molecular function: signaling receptor activity. NCBI's taxonomy places the organism in Eukaryota, Metazoa, Chordata, Actinopteri, Gonorynchiformes, Chanidae. The transcript has 11 exons. The coding region runs from base 1 to 1389 and encodes 462 amino acids. Gene Ontology annotation, biological process: positive regulation of JNK cascade; positive regulation of canonical NF-kappaB signal transduction. The record is from RefSeq and is a predicted model, not a curated record. Gene Ontology annotation, cellular component: plasma membrane.